CUUCUGUAUCUCUCAAACGCAUCAGCGGAACCGUAGCUCACCCCAAAACGACGCCGUUGCUUCGAAUUCACACUCCCCCUCGUCCUCUUCGUAGGCUGGUAGCGUGCCUUACGCGCGAUUUUGUACGGAGCGGAAGUCCUCAGAAGGUUUUUGAAAACGAAUCACUCCAACGAGCUCAACUAUACUGUAAGCAAAUAUCUCACUCUCGGAAAGAGAGAGACGAGGAAGCCUUAACACAUCAUACACAUGAAAGAAAAGAUUCACCAAUGCCUGGUUUCAACAUCAAAUUCUUUGAAGGCUGAUCCUCCCUGGAGAUUUUUGAUACUGGUUUGUAUCAACUAGGGAUGUAUCAUGAAAAUGACUUAUGUAUCAAGCGAUGUAUCAUGAAAAGGACUUAUGUAUCAAAUCGCGAUAUAUCAGCAUGUAUCAGAAGAGAGAUUUUUAAAAUUUUUACAAAUAGGUGUGUAAUUUUAGAACUAAAAAACCUUUUGAGAUUCCGGCCUAAUUAGCAACUACUUUAAAAGGACUCACAGGUAGAAAGAAGAAUAGUUUGUGCGUAUUAUGAUCGACAAAGUUUGUAUCUCUCGUACCGCUUUCUCUCAAAACAGCGGGGCGCGCGCAAGUUAGCAGCGAUGAAUUUGACGACUCAUUCUUCUACUUUCCUCCUACCAAAUCUUCCCACCGACGACGGACCUGUUCUAACGUACGCUCUCGUUAUCCUUAACCAAAGCCUCCCUCGAUUCACUCCUCUGCUUUGGAAGCACGCACAGGUUCAUAUUUGUGCUGAUGGUGGAGCGAAUAGGGUGUUUGAUGAAUUGCCCGGCAUGUUUCCUCAUGAGGAUCCUUCUGAUAUUCGUAAGAGGUACAAGCCAUAUGCUAUUAAAGGAGAUAUGGAUUCAAUCAGAACUGACGUUCUUGAUUAUUAUAGAGGCCUGGGGACCAAGAUAGUUGAUGAAUCUCAAGAUCAAGAUACUACAGAUCUUCAUAAAUGUGUUGUAUAUAUUCGUGACUUACUAAGCCUGGAACAUCCAACUUUGUGUAUUCUAGUCACUGGAGCACUUGGGGGAAGGUUUGACCAUGAGAUGGGAAAUAUUAAUGUCAUAUGCCGUUUCCCCUCCAUGCGGAUUAUUCUUCUCUCUGAUGAUUGCCUAAUCCAACUUCUUCCAAGUACACAUCAUCACAAGAUUCACAUACAUUCCUCAGUUGAGGGUCCACAUUGCGGACUCAUACCCAUUGGAAUGGUUGCCGGAAGAACCAGUACUACGGGUCUCCAAUGGAAUCUGGAUAAUACCGAAAUGAGAUUUGGUGGCUUAGUCAGUACAUCAAAUAUUGUGAAAGAGAACACAGUAACAGUGCAAUCUGAUUCUGACCUCCUAUGGACAAUUUCUAUCAAAAAAGAGUGAAUGAUGCAGUUUGCAGAUGACAUGAAUGAGAACGAAACUUUGUUGGAUGAAUUGUGGACGCUGACCUCCUUUUUCUGCCUCCCAGAUAAAAAAGUUUACCAGAGUUUUUGAGUAACUUUGGGGUUAUUCUUUACUUCUUUUUUUUUAGGACAAGAACAUUUCUUUAGUCCAAUUUUUUGCUGGCACAAGCAGAUCUCUUUGACAUCAGAAUGCCUGCAUUGCAGUAAAGUCUUAGGGAAACAAAUGACACGGGGGCUAAGAGUGAGAGUACACUCAUAGCGGGUUAACUUUGAUCGUCAACUUCCGCUUAUGUGCCUGAUUUGCUUUACCAAUUUAGUAGCACGUUUUCUAAUGUUUUGCAUACGUUAAUUCUUUUGCCAAUGUAAUGAAAUAAGGAGGAGACAUUAAUAUUAAUUAGUAGUAUAUUAGGGAGUAUUAUUUUUACUUCCACGGUCAAAGUUAAACUUUUUGCAGUGAUACAAUAAUAUGUCUGCAGUUGGACGUUGUAAAUACGGAAGAUUGCAAAAUAAAUGAGAAAAAGGGUUCACUCCUUCAA
Molecule: messenger RNA, 1959 nt
Organism: Solanum dulcamara
Lineage: Eukaryota; Viridiplantae; Streptophyta; Magnoliopsida; Solanales; Solanaceae
Product: thiamine pyrophosphokinase 2
Exons: 9
Coding region: 633-1403 (256 amino acids)
Biological process (GO): thiamine metabolic process; thiamine diphosphate biosynthetic process
Molecular function (GO): ATP binding; thiamine diphosphokinase activity; thiamine binding
Source: RefSeq, a predicted model, not a curated record